Molecule: messenger RNA, 264 nt
Organism: Lasiosphaeria miniovina
Lineage: Eukaryota; Fungi; Ascomycota; Sordariomycetes; Sordariales; Lasiosphaeriaceae
Product: acylphosphatase
Exons: 3
Molecular function (GO): acylphosphatase activity
Source: RefSeq, a predicted model, not a curated record
AAGGUGUAUUUUCUUGCCCAUGGCGGCAGGGUUCAAGGUUCGCUAUACUUCACCAGAAAGCGAGCCAUGGAGUACGACCUCACCGGCUGGGUGCGCAACACUGAUAACAACAAGGUCGAGGGCGAGGCCCAGGGCACAGAGGAAGCCAUCAGCAACUUCCUCAAGAACGUCGACAACGGGCCCAACCAUGCUCACGUCGUGAGGCUGGACAGAGAGGAGCGCGACGUGGUCGAGGACGAGGCGGGUUUCGAGGUGCGCCGCUGA